Molecule: messenger RNA, 1908 nt
Organism: Coregonus sp. 'balchen'
Lineage: Eukaryota; Metazoa; Chordata; Actinopteri; Salmoniformes; Salmonidae
Source: the annotation of a GenBank genome assembly
AUGUCAUCCAACAGAAGCCAGAACCCUCAUGGGCUCAAGCAGAUUGGUCUGGACCAGAUCUGGGAUGACCUGCGAGCAGGAAUACAGCAGGUGUACACCAGACAGAGCAUGGCCAAAUCACGAUACAUGGAACUGUACACGUAUCCUUCCACAUAGAUACACUGCCAGGCUUCUCUGACUAAUGUGUGUUUAUUAAGGGGAGGGGAGGGGAGGGGAGGGGAGGGGGGGGUUAGCUAACAGAUGGCUUUUAUGCCUGGUAAGACAGAAAAAAGUGGCAAAGCUGGAAAAAAAUUGUUUUUAUGGGAAAGACCCCAGCACAGGUUUGCCUCAGUUUAAAGCAUAUUAGGGAUAAUCCAUUGUCAGUAUUUUAAGUUUCUACAUUGAUGUUGUUGCCUUAACCCACCACCCAGACAUGUUUAUAACUAUUGUACCAGUGUGCAUCAGUCCAAUCAGGCCCGUGGUGCAGGGCCCCCUCCAUCCAAGCCCUCCAAAAAGGCCCCCACCCCAGGAGGGGCACAGUUUGUGGGCCUGGAGCUCUACAAGAGACUCAAGGAGUUCCUCAAGAACUACCUGACCAACCUGCUCAAGGUAAUGCUCUGUUCCGUGCCUUUUUAAAUGGAAUGAGGUCAAUGAAUCGACUGAAUGAAUUAGCCUACUGGUUAAUUCUCCAAUAGCCCUUCCAGUAGAGGUUAAAAGGAAGCAUAUCAAAUGUCCUACCACAUUUGCAUGCUUAUCUCUAACUAAAUAUCAGUCUCUUCUCUCUUCUUCUCCUCCCUCUGUCCCCAUCAUCUGCAGGAUGGAGAAGACCUGAUGGAUGAGAGUGUAUUAAAGUUCUACACACAGCAGUGGGAAGACUACAGAUUCUCCAGCAAAGUGCUGAAUGGUAUCUGUGCCUACCUCAACCGGCACUGGGUCCGCCGCGAGUGUGACGAGGGGCGCAAAGGGAUCUACGAAAUCUACUCUGUAAGACAACACAUUUUUUUAGUUAACCUAAAUCUCAUUCUUCAAUGGUUUUCUCAAUUGUAUGCAUUGCCUAAUCCUUUCCUCUCCUUUCAGCUCGCUUUGGUGACAUGGAGAGAAUGCCUUUUCAGACCUUUGAAUAAACAAGUGAGUAUCCCCUCAGAUCAGCUGUGGAAAAGUUAUUCCCAGUCUUAGUUGAUUAGUGAGUAGAUUGUGAUAUGUUACAUUUUGUUGAAGUUAUGAUCCUAAAUGUCUUCACCCCCAACUAAGGUCACAAAUGCUGUAUUGAAGCUCAUUGAGAAGGAACGUAACGGAGAGACCAUCAACACCAGGCUUAUCAGUGGAGUCGUCCAGUCCUAUGGUAGGUCCUGGCAUAUUUUAAUGGUGUGUUGUUCAACCAAUAUGAAACUGUUGUGCGAAAUGUGAUAUCAUGGCUCUGAAAUGAUGUGUUGGUUGACAGUGGAGGUUGUGUCUUUCAGUUGAGUUGGGUCUCAAUGAGGAUGAUGCCUUUGCCAAAGGACCCACAUUGUCAGUCUACAAAGAGUACUUCGAGACUCAGUUCUUGGCGGACACUGAGCGUUUUUACACACGAGAGAGCACAGAGUUCCUGCAACAAAACCCAGUUACUGAAUACAUGAAAAAGGUGGGUUAUGAAACCAGUGUAUCGCGCCAAAUUGCUUUAUCAGUAGCCUUUGUUUAAUGUAAAAAUGUGCAGAAUCCCUCUCUCUUUCUCCAUCUCUUUCGGUCUCUCCCUCUGCUCUCUUUCUCCUUCUGUCUCUCUCUCAGGCUGAGGCGCGUCUAUUGGAGGAGCAGCGGAGGGUGCAGGUGUACCUCCAUGAGAGCACGCAGGACGAGCUAGCCCGCAAGUGUGAGCAGGUGCUCAUCGAGAAGCACCUGGAGAUCUUCCACACAGAGUUCCAGAACCUUCUGGACGCUGACAAAAAUGAA